Molecule: messenger RNA, 4348 nt
Organism: Helicoverpa zea (corn earworm)
Lineage: Eukaryota; Metazoa; Arthropoda; Insecta; Lepidoptera; Noctuidae
Gene: Cad96Cb
Exons: 15
Coding region: 275-3691 (1138 amino acids)
Biological process (GO): homophilic cell-cell adhesion
Cellular component (GO): plasma membrane
Molecular function (GO): calcium ion binding
Source: RefSeq, a predicted model, not a curated record
CCACCGCGCCACCACCUGCGAACUCACGCGUAGCGCAACCACUUGCGUUCUCGAUGUGUACUAUCUGUCCAGGAAACCGAACUACCUGUGUGCGUUUAUGAACCUUUGUAUAUAAAUCUGCGGUGUAUUCAAUAUAACUUACCUGUGAAGUUUAUAUAAAAUAAUAAAGUGCUUCAUAACAAAUCGAAAAAUUUGGAAUUUACGAAACUUUUCUGUUUUCGAAGAACAGCGUGCGCGGCGGGUCGCGGCAUGCGUCCCAAGCGGUAGCGGCAGCAUGCGCGCCGUGUCGCUGUGCCUCGCGCUGCUCGUGCUGGCGCGCCACAUCCAUGCACAAGCCAUCCAGGACAGUCGCUGCUACCUCAUGAACGGCGGCGCCGUCGAGAGCUUCUUCAUCAGCGAGGACACACCUGUCGGCAGUGUUAUCGGUACUCUGAGCGUGAAUGGCGACCCGUCGAAGGAGCAGGGCGACAUCACGCUGCGGCUGCAGGAGAAGGGCGCGGCGGUGGGCAUCGCGCCCGGCACCAAGAACCUCACGCUGCUGCGCGCGCUCGACCGCGAGGAGAAGCUGGGGCCCUCCAACGUGUACGUCAACGUGCGCUGCGACCGACGGAGGACUACUGAUCCCAGCUUCAUAAUCCCUGUGUCGGUGCGCGUGUGGGACGUGAACGACAACGCGCCGGCGUGGCUGGGCGCGCCGUACCGCGCGCGCCUGUCCGAGCUCACCGCGCCCGGCACGCGCCUCGCGCUCGGCGCCCGCGCCGCCGACGCCGACCAGCCCGGCCCGCACGCCACCAUACACUACUCCGUGCUGCCAGGACCGCAUCGUGAGUACCUUGGGUUCCCGAACGAGCUGGACAGCGUGUUGGUGGUGAAGAAGCCGCUAGACUACGAGACGCUGCGCAACUUCACGGUGACGCUGCGCGCGCAGGACGCGGGCACGCCGCCGCUGCACAACGACACCGUGCUGCACGUGCAGGUGCUGGACGCGGACGAUCAGAACCCCAAGUUCACGCACGAACAUUACACUGCCACGCUACCUGAAGAUGCUAAAGAGGGCACAAUCCUGGCCACGUCGCCAGGUCCCAUUGCAGCGGCAGACCAGGACGUGGGCAUCAACGCGCCGCUGCAGUACUCGGCCACUGGGGACAAUGCACGCCUGGUGCUGGUGGACAAGGAUACCGGACAGGUGGCUGCCACCAAGCAGCUCAUAGAGGAGCUCAGCCAACCUGUCACUAUUGUUAUAAAGGCGACGCAAGUGGACAACUCGGACCGCUACGCGCUGUGCACGCUGGGCGUGUCGCGGGCGGGCGCGGCGCGCGGCGUGCGGUUCCGGCGCCGCCACUACGCCGCCGCCGUCAGCGAGGCCGCGCCGCUCGGCGACACGCUGCUCACGCUGCACACGCAGCCGCCGCCGCAACACAACCUGCAGAACAACCUCCAGUUCUACGUGUCAGACCGCUCAUUCCUGGACAAGUUUGCGAUCAACAGCGCGGGCGAAGUGGUGCUACGGAGACCGCUCGAUUACGAGACGGCUGACUCCUAUCACUACCAGGUCAUGGUCACCGAUGGAGUUUCUAACGACACAGCGUCGAUAAACAUUACGGUGCUGAACGUGAACGAGUGGGAGCCGCGGUUCCGCUACCCGCAGUACGAGUUCCGCGUGGACGACGACGCCGGCGACGCCGAGCUGCUGCCUGUCGGCAAGCUCGACGUCUUCGACGGAGACAAGCAGGACAACGUCACGCUCACGCUGCGAGGCUCCGGAGCUGAUGCGCUGGUGGUGAACGCGUCGGGCGGCGUGUGGGUGCGCAGCUCUGCUCUGCGCGCGCACAACGCGUCGGUGCUGCACGUGGUGGCCACCGCCAGGGACUCCGGCGCGCCGCCCAGACAGACAUCAGUGCCGGUGACGGUGCACCUGCGUCGGGCGGGGGCGGCGGGAGCGGGCGGGGCGGGCGGGGCGGCGGAGGGGGGCGUGGUGCUGAUGUUCGGCGGCGCGCUGGCGGCGCUGGCGCUGCUCGUCUGCGCGCUGCUUGGAUACAUAUACACUUGGUUCGUGCUGCCUACUAUCGACAAACUCCGUUUUCGAAUCGAGGCCUCGAUACAUUGUCGAUUCGAAUACGUUAGAUAUUCGUGCUUGGCCCACAGUCGUCGUCGAUCAAAGCGCAGUGCAGGUGGCUCAGGCUCCGGCUACGUGACACACGAGAAGCCCCCAGCGGCCCCCACCCCUGCCACGCCCCACGUGCCCGCCAGCACAGCGGUGACGGGGGUGCUGCCCACUGCAGGGGUGCUGCGGCCGGCGGGCUCCGCGGGCUCGCUGCUCAGUGUCAGCGCGGGCGCCAGCACCAUACUCGCUAACUCUACGUCCAGCUUAGAUCUGCAGCAAGAGGCGCACAGUGUGGCGCAAGGACACCAUAAUAAUUCAGCGCGACAAUCCCAGCGCAUCCCCCGCAGUAAGGUGGCCCCACUAACCCCGGGCCCCACAAGCUCGGGCCCAGCGAGCUCGGGCCCCGGCAGCGCGGGCGGCGGCGUGGCGUCGCUGAUGUCGGACCACCUGGGCCGGGGCGCGGGCCGCUCGGGCGUGGCGUGGCCGAGCGCCACCAUCCCCGCGCGCGUCAAGAAGCUCAGCUGGGACGACGCCGCACAUGAUAACAAGAGGGGAGGAGCUGACAGACGCCACCAACCCCACGCUGGCAGACCACAUGAACCUCACCGUCUACUUCUGACCGAGGGCCCGGGACCAAGCGAAGACAAGGCACAAACUUUUCAUAACCAGGCUCUAGAUGAAAAUAAUAGAGUAACUGAAGUAAAGAAUAAAGGUCUAGAAGACCAAAAUCUUACAGAAGCCGGUACUGUUAGACAGGAAGGCAAAUCAGUUAACAGAACUGCAGGUCAACAAAGCAACGAUAAACAUCACAAAGACACUGUAAAUAAUCAUGAAACUAAAAAUGAUGUUCCAUUACCAGGAUCUACAAAAACGUAUUUAGAAGAAAAGGGUGCACCGUCAGAUAAUUAUCGACCCUCAGAUCCUCUGAAUACUGUUGGAAUACCAAUCUAUAACAAUUCUUCGCCUCAUAAUUAUAUGUAUACCAAUCACCCAGUUUCCGCGUCAAAUUUUUAUAUUCCCGGUUUAAGCGAGCCGUCUUCGCCAUCCAACUAUUCUACGAUGGCAAUGAGUUACCCCAGACAUCCCAGUCACGCUAUCAUAUUGCAAAAUGAUCGACCUCCCAGUAGCCGGCCAGUCCCGACCCAUAUACUUCUCACCAGCAACCACAAGCGUACGAAGCAUCUGAAGCCGCCGUCUAACAACAAGCUCAAAAGCAAACCCGUCACAAUUCACCACAUAACUCCCAUUUGCUACCCUGUACAGUCUUCCAGUCAGUCGGCUCUCUUCCACCCGCCUGCGCCGUCCAACUACGCGUUACCAGUGAGUCACCCUCACGCGAGCCAACAGCCGAUCUCUAUCAUACCACCUACUCACUACUUGCAAAGGGAACCUAAUCAAAAUGACCAGAGAUACGCGUCGCCUUCAGCCCCAGUACUAUACGAAGAAGAACCUUCCCCCCUCGGUUCGUCAGGUCUUCCGCCAGCAUAUGCUACAAUUGACCCUAAGAAACUUCGCGCGAUGCACAUACGACCCGCAGUGUUCAAGCGGAAAGUGUUGGCGAACAACAAGCAGUACCAGUUGUUGUGAGUCAUGAUGAUGGAAUAAAUACUUAUACAAUUGUAACGAGGACUCAAAAUACGUUGGCCCAUGCCUUCAUACAGUUAAUAACAGUUUACAACAAUAUAGGUACCAACUCUACAUAAGUUGAUCUGAUCCCAUGAACAUUUUGCCAAGUGAUUCCUCGACUCUUCUGAUCGCAUAUACCUCCUGAUUAUUGUUUAUUUAUUUGCUCUAUCGAUAUAUGCAUCAGCACGACAGUACCUAAGUUCUACGCCAAGUCGGCGAGUGACUAGCUAAGUUGGCUGCAGAAACGUUAGUACCAUAUGUUGAGAUUAUAAUAGCUUAAGUUUACCGCUGUAGUUCACCAGGAGUGCUACUGUGAAAUACUUUGUAAAAUUAAUUGACAUCAAUGCCCUAGUAAAUAGAAUUGUACAUAGUUUUAUAAUGAUUACAUGUAAUUGUUCGGAGUUAGCAAUUUUUAUAAAUUUUAUAACAUGUGAUUAGUACUUUAGCUGUGUUUGCAGUUUGUAAAGAUUUAUUUGAUAAGAAACACUUUCUAUUGAGAGAGUAAUUGACGAGAACAUUAUUUAAGUAAGUAAUUACGUUAACAUUUGUGUUAAAAUAUUUAUAACAUAUUAUUUAGAUACGCAUGUACGAACUGUUAUUAUAAUGUUUUGUUUAAAU